AUGCGAAGCCACAGCUCAAUGUUUUCCAUGCCAGAGGUGCAGCAUGACACAGCAACGUUGCCAGAGGUGCAGCAUGACACAGACGCGUUGCCAGAGGUGCAGCAUGACACAGCAACGUUGCCAGAGGUGCAGCAUGACACAGACGCGUUGCCAGAGGUGCAGCAUGACACAGCAACGUUGCCAGAGGUGCAGCAUGACACAGACGCGUUGCCAGAGGUGCAGCAUGACACAGCAACGUUGCCAGAGGUGCAGCAUGACACAGCAACGUUGCCAGAGGUGCAGCAUGACACAGACGCGUUGCCAGAGGUGCAGCAUGACACAGCAACGUUGCCAGAGGUGCAGCAUGACACAGACGCGUUGCUAGAGGUGCAGAUGACCACAGCAGCGUUGCCAGAGGUGCAGCAUGACACAGACGCGUUGCCAGAGGUGCAGCAUGACACAGCAACGUUGCCAGAGGUGCAGCAUGACACAGACGCGUUGCCAGAGGUGCAGCAUGACACAGCAGCGUUGCCAGAGGUGCAGCAUGACACAGACGCGUUGCCAGAGGUGCAGCAUGGACACAGCAACGUUGCCGAGGUGCAGCAUGACACAGACGCGUUGCCAGAGGUGCAGCAUGACACAGCAGCCAGCAGCAUUGCCAGAGGUGCAGCAUGA
Messenger RNA from Procambarus clarkii (red swamp crayfish), 654 nucleotides. RefSeq names its product aggrecan core protein-like. Lineage: Eukaryota; Metazoa; Arthropoda; Malacostraca; Decapoda; Cambaridae. The record is from RefSeq and is a predicted model, not a curated record.